AGAAAUAGAAAAAGUGGCAAGGCAACAUGGGACUGUAGUAAAUAUCAAAGGACAGAAAACCCAGCGUUCUAUCACCGGAAUAUGACGCCAAUGACUAUAAUGUUGCAUUGUAGCCUACAAUAUUUUGUAUAAUGAACCAUGUUGCAACAAAUUUGAAAUUAAAUGUGUGUUUGGGCUACUUUGUGUCCAAUGAUAUCUGCCGCCAGGGGGAGUCGACUCGCAAAGACUUUAUUUCCCAAAUUCCAAUGGGAACCUGGAGCUGAGUCAGAGGUCCGCCUAAACACCUAAAUCAUUUGCAGACUACGUUAUUUCCCACUCACUUCCGAAGGUCUGGUUUAUUUGGUGUGAACGAAUACGGUGAGCUUUUUUUGGAAAGAUUCGGAUUCAUUUAUGUAAAACCUCAAAUCUUGAAACCAAACUAAAAGUCUAAGCUUUUCUUUAUUGACUGAAGGUUUAACGUUACGAGUGACGAAAAACGCCAUCCUGUCCCGUUCCAAGGUCCCUCUGAUGAUUGUUAUCUUGGCCUAAUGUCUGUCCGAGUGCCAUCCAUGAGUGUGCUGCCUCCAGUUCGAAGGGACCGCGUCAUUGCCCAGCUUCCUCAGUGUUACAGUAAGAAGGCUGCUGUGCAAACUAAAGAUGAGUUCAACUUCAAAGUGAAGACUGCCUGCCAGGAGCAACGCACUGGCACAGUAGGGUUUAAAAUAGCUAAGGUCAUAGUGGUUGGGGACCUGGCCGUGGGAAAAACCUGUCUGAUUAAUAGAUUUUGCAAGGAUGCAUUUGACAAGAACUACAAGGCAACCAUUGGUGUUGACUUUGAGAUGGAGCGGUUUGAAGUGUUGGGGGUGCCUUUCAGUUUACAGUUAUGGGACACUGCGGGGCAGGAGAGGUUCAAGUGUAUUGCCUCCACAUACUACAGGGGAGCUCAGACGAUUAUUAUUGUGUUUGAUGUAAAUGAUGUGGCAUCUUUGGGCCAUGCAAGGCAGUGGCUUGAAGAUGCCCUGAAGGAGAAUGAUCCUACCAAUGUCCAGCUUUUCCUGGUGGGCACAAAGAAAGACCUGAGUUCUCCUGCUCAGUACUCUCAGAUUGAACAGGAUGCCACCAAAUUGGCUGAGGAAAUCAAAGCAGAGUAUUGGGCCUUGUCAUCAUUGACUGGGGAAAAUGUGAAAGAGUUUUUCUUCCGUGUUGCAUCAUUGGCAUUUGAGGUCAAUGUUCUGGCAGAGAUAGAGAAGAGUGGAUCAAGACACAUUGGGGACGUUAUCAAAAUUAACAGUAAUUCAAACAGCCUGUAUGCAACGUCAAAGAAGAAACAGUCAAACUGUUGUCAAUGAAGACAAACACAUGACUACUACAGUAAAAAGGUACCAAAGCAUCAUUUCCUCAGAAGAGAAACUGAGAACCCAUGACCACUCCCAGAGACAUGGAAUUUGCAGUGAGGCAGGACAGAGACUUUUGCCUUCACAGACAUUUGAUUUUAAUUUGUGCUGGCCCGGAAAGAACAGCUUCUUGGUUGGAUGUGGAUUCCUGUGGUGCUUGGCUCAUUUUUGCCUGUCCAGAGUUUCGGAUAGAAAUUCCUCUGGUUCAUUGUACUCCAUACUGUACAAUUCCAGUUCUUGAGUCCUGACAGAAAUUGUGAUCGAGGUACUGCUUUAAUAGCUAUGGAGUAUGGACAAUAAUGGAUGUCUUCAAAUACCCAAUAUGGAUAUUUUUAAGACACUCCGCCAUUAGGCCUGUAAGAUUUUUUACAGCGUUGUUUUGUUUAGUGUUGUUUCCAUGCGACAUGUUUUUUGCACAAUUUGUAACCAUUGCAUAGAUUAAAACUCAUGACUCCUUCCUGGGAUGUUACAUUAUGCUAGCUAAGGAGUAUGAAUACAUAAUCCUAUUUUUAACAGAACAACUGCAUUCAUACAGUAUGAGAGAUGUGUAUUAUUCAGAUGUACCUCAUCUACGCUAGAUAGAUACAAUAAUAUAACUGAGAAUUAUUGAUUUUUAAUGAUGUGCGAUAUUUGAAUGACUGAUCUUAUAUUAUCCCUCUAGUUGAAUACCAUAAUCGGAGUGAAAAGUGCAUACAUAUGUCUAGUUUUCCUUUUAGACAAAGAUUAUUUAAGUCAUUUUUCUCAUGUUUAAUUGCAGGUGCAAGUUUUAGCUCUAUAAAGAUACUGUAUAUCAAAAAUUACUACACUUAGCUCAAAAUAUACAUGUAAGCUUCACAAUCACUGCUCUGUAUCAAAUCAAACAACUGUUUACUGGUAAUUAGACUUUAUAAUUAUAAAACAAAUAAUUCAAUAAUAAAGUUAUUAUUGAAAGUUCUAUAUAGGAUGAAUCACUAAUCUGUUAUUAAAUUAACUGUUUGUCAUAUUAGCCAGGGCCUUUUAAUAUAAAACAAUUAUACAUACAGUCGAUAGUGAAAGUCGACACACCCCUUGUACAGUCUUCAAACUUUGAAAAUAUAUAUGAGGAUGCAUUGUUUGCAUACUGUAUGUCUUCACACCCCAGAGUUAAUUCUUGAUGGAAGCACCUUCGGCAGCUACGAAUCAUUUUUAAUAAUUCUAUCAACCUUGCACAACUCUUAGGGCAACAUACUGUAUAUCCAUUGUUUUUGUAAAAAUUGCUCAAGCUCAGUAAAUUUGGUUGGGAAUCAUUGAUGGACAGCAAUAUUCAAACAUUGUCUUGUUUUUUUAAAAGCAGAUUUAAGACAGGAUGGAGACUGGACUAUUUAGGAACACUCAACACCUCCUUGGAAAGCCAUUCUGAUGCAUCUUUGGCAUUACAAUUUGGGUCAUUGUUUUUGAAUUUAAAAAAUAUAUAUAUCCCAGGGUUAGGUUUUCAAAAGACUGAGGUGGGAUUUCCUAUAACUUUUUACCUGGGCUGUGCUCCAUACAUUUUUAUUUUCAUCCUAUCCCCAGUCCCUGCUGGUGACAAGCAUACCCAUAAUAUGAUGCUGCCACCACAAACCUGUAGUUUCUUCUUUGGCCUCUCUCAUCAAAAAGCUGUUUUCGCACACAGGACUGUCGCUAUCGACUGGAGUUAAAAAAAAAAAUAAUUCACACCAUUAUCGGUAAAGUCUGGACACUGUUGUGCACAAAAAGCCCAAGAGGCCGGUCGUUUCUGAGAUACUGGAACCGGCCCGCCUGGCACCGACAAUCAUGCUAUGCUCAGUCGCCUAGGUUACUCGCUGUGCCCAUUCUAACUUUCAAUCUAACAGUAACUGAAUGCCUGUCUGCCUGCUUUAUAUAGCAAGCCAUGGCCACUUGCCUCACUAUCUGUAGGACCACACCAUUUUUGUGAACAGGGUGGUGUACCUAAUUAACUGGCGUGUAUGUUGCCCUAAGAGUUGUACAAAGUUGGUAGAAUAUUAUUCGAAAUGAUAUACAGCUGUAAUUUCUUUCAAUUUGAAUAUGUGGAUCUAUAGGAAAAAAAAUCAAAUCCAUUUUUAUAUUGAAUUUGUUUACACUUUCACUAGGUACUAUAUAUACAAUGUGCUUGUAUAUAAGCCAAAAUAAUGGAAUGCAUUCACCACUCCAAGGCAAUUCAUGAUCUUAGUGACUUUUUGGAUAAAGCACCAUACUAGAGUAACAUAGAAUUCUUGUCAGCACAGUUAGAUUGCCUACCCGCUCGGAACUGCAUGACAUUGAGCUUGAGCAUUUAACUGGCGAAGCUCUUGGAAGGAGUCGAAAUAUUGUUUGUCAAUUUGAAUCUGUAGUUCCUCCGGGAUGCAGGGAGAGCUUGUAUUUCUCCUUGAUCCACUUCCCUCCCUCGCUGUUCUCAAUUGGCACAGCAUCAACACCUGCAAAUAUGCAUUACUUUUACUUGAUAAUAAUUCAGAUAGAAAACUUUACAGUAUACAGUUGUGAUUAAAGUAUAUAUUUUUAGCACUUUUCAGUGAUACAACAGAUUAAAUCAAAUCUAGCCUACCUACAAUGAGACAUUGUCUGGCAUGUGACCUACAACAGUCGCUUCCUGCCGCUCCACCAGUUUGAUAGCAGCCUUCAUGGUUUCUCCGGUCUCUAUCCACUGGUCCACUACCAGCACCUGGAGCCCUGCAGCACAGAGAGAGACCAACUAGUGGUUGUGGUUGUUUCUCAAAUGGUACCCUAUUCCCUACAUAGUGCAUUACUUGCUCUAUGGGCGCUGGUCAAAAUAACAGAAUAGGGUGCUAUUUGGGAUGUCCACUGUAUUUAUAUUCAAACUCUUUACUCAAUGUGAUGCACACUGGCAGUCCUACUGAGUUACAGGACAAAACACAUUCAGAGAAUCUCCUUGAAGGGGAAAUGUUUACUUAAAUACAAAGGUGUUCAGUGGCUAUACAAACUCUUUGCUACAGACUAGGGUCCUUGGUUCCUGCACCAACACUAGAUUAUGUCACAGGAAAUAAGAGUGGUUGUCAGAGGAAAUGAGGCCAUGCUUGCAUUCAUUGAAACAAAUACAAACAGUGAGAGCCAAAACAGGCCAUACUGCCUCUUAGCUUGUGGGUUCAUUGAGCUUAUCUAUCACACUGUAUGUUGUCUUGCUACAUUCAUGUUAAGGAGUCUGUCUCUUUAUCCUUCACCUCUGGAUUAUACAAACAAGGCAGGACUCUUGAAACCUUAGAUGAGUGAUGUCCCUUCAUUGGCCAUAGACUCUGGUGACUUAUUCACCAAGGAAAGCAAUUGUGUCAGUGUGAUGGCCUUAACACAUACAGGUGAACCUCCAUCAUCUACUCUCUGCCUGAGUAGUCCCUGUACUCUUGGCUCUGGAUUUGUAUGCACAUGUGUCCUGCUUUGCGGAUAGCCAGAAAGCCCUUUCCAAGGGUUGUGACGAUCCUGAAAACCACCAAGACAAAAAUGACAUCUUAGAAACAGCACAGAUAGACUGUUGUUGUAUUGAUGAGAUUGUGAGUUAAUUUCACCAAUCAAUAUUUUCUCUCAGAAGACUUAUAAACCUGAUUGAAGAGAUGGCAGCAUUCCACGUAGAAAAAGCCAUACAGAUCCCUUUCACACAUAGUAUGAUUGAUUUUGCAAGGCUUUUGUUUUGUGUUGCAUGGUGUGAUAUUUUACUCUUAAAGCGUGUCAUUGUGGCAGGACCUAAAUGUGAACUACCCCUAAGUAUAAUUCAGAGUGGUUAGGUUUACUGCCCUUUCAGUGGAGCUUGCUGGAUGUGAAAUAAAAUUAGUAUGCAGUAAAUCGCAUGCAGCCACACUUCAGCAACAACACAUGAGCAUAUUGGUUGAGAUUGUAUGUUUUCCUGAAACAUUAUUGACUAGUUGUUUACCGAGGAUUCCCAUUGCAUCUAUACCCACGACCAGGUCAAUGACCUCAUUCUGGAAUGGACAGAGAAGGUCCUUCACAAAAUCUGACAGUGCCUGGAUUAGAUACAGAAUGAACCAAAUUGACCACCCGGACUGCUAUUGGUUUCCUUACUGUAUCUUUACAGUAUAUGCACUGGGAAAAAUACACAUUUUACACACCAUGGGAAAUGAGCAUUAGUUAGUAUUCACCGCCUUUGUAUUUCUUCAUUUUGUUUCUGUUACAAAGUGGGAUUGAAAUAUAUUUCAUUGUGAUUUGUCAUUGAUCUACACAAAAUACUUGAUCUUGAUCUUUACAAAUGAAUAAUAAAGAAACUAAAAUCCA
Molecule: messenger RNA, 5606 nt
Organism: Oncorhynchus tshawytscha (Chinook salmon)
Lineage: Eukaryota; Metazoa; Chordata; Actinopteri; Salmoniformes; Salmonidae
Product: ras-related protein Rab-34
Exons: 11
Coding region: 528-1328 (266 amino acids)
Biological process (GO): phagosome-lysosome fusion; endocytosis
Molecular function (GO): GTP binding; GTPase activity
Source: RefSeq, a predicted model, not a curated record